Messenger RNA from Caenorhabditis remanei, 867 nucleotides. RefSeq lists its product as uncharacterized. NCBI's taxonomy places the organism in Eukaryota, Metazoa, Nematoda, Chromadorea, Rhabditida, Rhabditidae. The coding region runs from base 1 to 867 and encodes 288 amino acids. The transcript has 6 exons. The record is from RefSeq and is a predicted model, not a curated record.
AUGAUGAUAACCAUGGCGAAUUACCAUCUGAUGGUUCCGAAUCCUUCAAGAAAUGCUCAAAUUCCGAAUGAUAAUCAACGACCGAUGUACGGAGAGCCGCACCCAAGCCUCUUUGCCAAUAUGAACAACAAGAAAGUUGUCGUUGCAGCAGCAUGCACACUUCCAGCAGAUUCUCUAUUCGCAGUGAUGCUGUAUCUGAUAUAUCCGGAUUCAUUUCUGCCCUCCACACUAUUCAUUGUCAACUUUUCGCUGGUUCUACUGGCUCUUCUAGGCAUAAAUUCAAAAGUGUCUUCAAUGAUUUUACCGGCAUUAGUGUGGAAAUGUGUACUAUUGUUGUUCCUUUUGUUUUUGGGAUGCAUUUCAGUCGACGCUUAUCAAGUUCCAUCAGCUGAGUUAGAAGAAGCUCACGUUCCAACAGCACAGGAGUCAACAUCACCACAUCGCUCAAUGAUGGUCUGGAAAGAUCUCGCAGCGAAAUAUCCAAUGCUUCCGUUUAUUGCAGUUGCAUGUACAAUUGUUCUUGCAGUUGAAGCAAGAGUAUUUUUCUCCGCGUGGCAGAAGAUUUGUUGUCCGGCAGUGGUUAAUGAUGAUGCGAAUUUGGAAAAAUCUCCACCAUCAUACAAUGCUUGCGUCCGUGCGACAGCCAGCGAAAAAGAUCUUCCGAGUUACGAAGAUGCGCUGAAAACAUGUUCAAAUUCUUCUUCAUCACAAAAUCCGUCGUCAUCUGCAACAUCUUCUUCAUCUUCUUCACAACGACCACCUCAUUCUGUAUACACAAUACCAGAUGUCAAAGUGCACAAGUCACCUAGCACUCAGAAUUGCCGUAGCUCUCCAUCUUCUUCCAAAAUGACAGUAAUCAGUCUUUGA